Molecule: messenger RNA, 967 nt
Organism: Enhydra lutris kenyoni (northern sea otter)
Lineage: Eukaryota; Metazoa; Chordata; Mammalia; Carnivora; Mustelidae
Product: NADH:ubiquinone oxidoreductase subunit S6
Exons: 4
Coding region: 406-909 (167 amino acids)
Biological process (GO): mitochondrial electron transport, NADH to ubiquinone
Source: RefSeq, a predicted model, not a curated record
GCCCGGCCCAGCGGAAGCGGAGCCCGGCGCGCCCGCCUCCCGCCGCGGGCACGGGGAGCCCCGCGCCCGCCUUCCCGGCCGCUAAGGGCGCCGGGGCUGCAAGCCGCAGGCCGCCCGGGUACGCGAGGGGCGGGGCCGCCAGGGCUGACGGGGCCGCGGGGCCGCAUCGAGUUCGCCGGCCGCUCCUUGCAGCCGCGCUGCCCCCGUGGUGCUCGCCGCUCGCUCCAGCGGGUCCCCCGCGGGGGACACCCCCGUGAUCAUCAGUGACCGGCCAGUGUGAGCCGCGCCCUUGCACCUCCCGUCCUCCCCGUCCCACCCCGGCGGGAACGUCCCGGCGGCCGCCGGCGCUCAAGCCGCGAGCACAGUUUCCCGCCUUUUCCCAACCGGGCCGCGGCCCCUGCCCGGAUGCUCCCGCCGGAACGCAGCGCGCGUGCGCGACGCCCCGCAGCGCGCGAAGUCGGGCCGCCAGGGCCCUGCGACACGGUGCGCAUGCGUCAGCGUGUCGGUGCGCCGGGUCAAGGGUCAGCCCACAAGAUGGCGGCGGCAGUGACCUUCUGCCGGCUGCUGGGCCGCAGCGGCAGGGCGGCGCUGAGCCUGCCCCGGGGCGUCCGGUGCUUUGGGGUGCGCACGUCGCCGACCGGGGAGAAGAUUACGCACACCGGCCAGGUCUAUGACGAUGCGGACUACAGGAGGGUCCGGUUCGUCGGUCGCCAGAAAGAGGUGAAUGAAAACUUUGCCAUUGAUCUGAUCGCUGAGCAGCCCGUGAGUGAAGUUGGAAAUCGUGUGAUCGCGUGUGACGGCGGCGGGGGGGCUCUUGGCCACCCGAAAGUGUACAUAAACCUGGACAAGGAAACGAAGACGGGGACGUGCGGCUACUGCGGACUGCAGUUCCGACAGCACCAUCACUAGCGCGGGCCGUGCGCACAGCGCCUCUCGCUGGGCCGAAUAAACGGUGUUGGGACCUGGA